GAGGUGGUCGAGAGCCAGCCAAGAGACGUGUCUCAUAGGAGCCGCGUGGAGGCAGCGAGCUCGGAGCUGCGAACGGCAGCAACGAGGAGGGAAGAAGUGGAGGAGGAAGGGCUCGUGUGGAUAUUCCUGUGCCUUCUGCCCUGGGCCUCUGGCCUGGACUUUGACCCGUACGCCGUCCUGGGGGUGGCUCGCUCCGCACCCCAGAGCGACAUCAAGAAGGCUUACAAGGCGCUCGCCCGCGAGUGGCAUCCAGACAAGAACCGGGAUCCGAAUGCGGAAGACCGGUUUGUGGAGAUCACUAAAGCCUACGAGGUCCUCUCCAAUGAGGAGAAGCGUUCACAGUACGACCGGUUUGGCAGCCAGCAUGGCGGAGGGGCUCAGUUCCAGCAGGGCGGCCACUUCCAUCAUCACGACCCGUUCUCCUCCUUCUUCGCACAUCCCUACUUCAGCUCCUUCUUCCAAGAGGAUGAGAGGCUGGACGGAGAGGAGCAGGUCGGAUGGCGCGCGUACGAGGGAAGGCUGCUCAAGGCGAGCUCCCAGCGGCCUUUCAUGCUGCGUGUGACGUCACGAGCCUGCCUCGCCUGCCGACAAAUGCUGCCCAUGUGGAGGAGCACGGCUCCGACGCUGCUUGGCUAUGGCGUGGGCGUGGGCAUGGUUGACGGGGACGUGGAUGCGCGCCUGGUGAUGAGGCUGGGCGUGCGCACGGUCCCCGCCGUGGUCGCGGUCCUGUCGGGGAAGAGCCACGUGUUCUCUGGGACGCUCUCCCGCGACUCGCUGCUCUCUUACCUCGACUCGCUGCUGCCGUCCCAGCUCGUGCAGACGGUUGACGCCGACUCAAUCGAGCCGUUCCUGCAGGGUGCCGUGAGUGACAGCAAGCCGCGCGCUCUGCUCUUCUCCGCACGCACGACACCGUCCCUGCUUUACAAGCUCACGGCAUUCGCGUACCAGGACCACGUGCGGUUCGGGUUCGCCUCCGGCUCCGGGGGACACCACAGGGAGACUCUGCGCCGCUUCGGGGUGAACGCGUUCUCCCCGACGCUGCUGCUCUUCAAAGAGAGCCCCGUGGAGCCCGCCGACAUCCUGCAGACGAAAGACAUCAACAGGGAAGCUCUGGAUGAAAUCAUCUCGAGGAACAAGUUCUUGGUGGUUCCCCGACUGACCAGUCAGAAGGUCUUUGAGGAGCUGUGCCCUGCUCGAGGAGCCUACCAGCAGAACAGGCCGUGCGUGGUUCUGGUGUCGGAAGACUUGGCGCUCAUCUCUGGGCUUCUGAAUGCAGCCUCCAUGCAGGCCAAGGCGCAGUUUACCCACGUGUCGCGGGACACGCAGGCCGACUUCACGAGGGCGCUCGCCAACGCCGUGGGCGCAACCGGGGAGAACAGCGUAAUUGCCGUUUGGCGAGAGAGUCCGUCUGGCAGGGCUGCUUGCGAGCUGGUGGCCGACCACUGGAAGGGCCUGGAAUGGGAUGUGCACUUCUUGCUGGAACGCGUCGAUGACAUCGUCGGCAGAGGAAUGAAAAAGCUCCCUUACUUGGCCACGUUGCCACGUCUACACGACGAGAACACUCCGAAUAUAAUCGUUCGUUGGUAUCGUGCACUUGAAGAUACACUUUCGGAAAUUUGGUCAGAAAUGCGUCUGAUCCGAUGGCGGGAGCUCAUGCCAGUACUCUCCCUCGUCUUCUCUGUUAUCUUUGUGCUUUUUGGAACCUUCAUCAUCAAUGCUUUCAGUGACACACCCAGCAGUGGCAGGGAGAGGGAACGGAGGCAGAGCCCUCAGAGUUUAUCACGGCCUGCAACCUCCUCGCACACUCCGCCAGGCGGAGAGAACUUGGAACUCACGGAGCUGACGGGCGACCUUUACUCGAGCUACUUGGGUGGCCUUCGUCCGGGUCACAUGACCGUGCUACUGGUUGCCAUGGCACCGCAUCACUAUCUCUCAGUGUUCGCCUCCAUCAUGAAACCGUUUUCCCGCAACCGCUACCUGCACUUUGGCUUUGUAUCUCUGAAGAAGCACGCCGACUGGGUGAACGCGGUUCUCUCUGCCGCGGGAUGCGAGUCCCUGCCAGGGUGCGACCCUGCCGACAUCACGCUGAGGAACGCGCCUGUGUGCGUGAUCGCCAUCAAUCCGCACCGCCGGUACUUCUGCAUCAUGCGCUCAAACCUGGAGUCGAGGAUAUCGCAGCAGGCCAGCACGGACGAUGACAAGAUGGCUUUUGCUGUCAUGAAUAAAGUUUUGAAAGAUGAACGUCGUCGCUCCUCUCCAGCAUCGUCGUCUGACCCCGGAAACGACAAAUCUGCUCGUGAGCAGUCGGCAGGCAUCUCCGCAGGCAGCUUAUUCCGGCCGGAGUGGGCACUGACCGGACUGGACACGUGGAUGGAGCGUCUCUUCGAAGGAACCUUGCCCAGGCACUACGUGUCCAAUUUGCCCGGCAUGUAGUCUUGAAGUACACUUCAAACGAGCGUUCUUGUCUUUCAAUUCUAAAGUCAGCGUGUGAAUGUUUUUGGCAGACAUUUCCGUCACGGUGGUCGUCUCCCAUCUUUUUUUUUAACAGUACCGUUACACGAUACAGCGUGCGUUUAAAUUUAACGUCCAUAUCAGCAACGGUUGGGCACAUACGGUGCGAAAGAAGUUCAACAUGCAUACAUGCCAUCUCCAGAUGCUCCACUGAAACGGCGGGGCGUGUUUAAUUUGUAGAACGAGGCGCACUCGGUCAUCAUAAGGAAGUUUUUGAGUCUCACGAUUUUCCUGCAGAGGGAUUUACUACUCUCGGUCAUAUUUAUAGGGAAUGCCCGCAAAAAUGUUGAUUCAUCCGAACAUUUUUUCAAAAACAAGAGGCUGUAGGAAGUUAUAAGGAUGGCCAAAUAAUAUGAGCAAUAAUAUCAAUAAUAAGAGAGGAGACUGGUGUGAGGAAGAGAGGGAAAGGGAAGGGGAAAGCCAGGUCCAGGACUGGCAGAGCGGACAAAUGUGGGGGGGGGGGUUAUGACGUGUGGUCGAAGAGGUUAAACGGAGAUGACGGAGCAGUUGAGUGCCCGUGACAUAACUUGGUGUUUGUCUGCCCCUGGGUAGAUAUGGGGGGCAGGGGGGGGGGGGCGGUUGUACGACGGGACAGAGGAACGUGAUGUACACGGAGGAAGUAUCCAGGCCGCAGUCAUUUUCUGGAUAUAAAACGUGAUUGCGAUGUGCGUCGGUGACGUUCCUCUGUCCCACUUUCACAUCUCGUCGCAAUCCAGGAGCAGACGAACGCAAAGUCACGUCACGAGACGAGCACCAAAGUUUGUCGCAAUUAUAGGGGCUCUUUGGGAUGCAGCCACGCUCCCAAGGGACACCUUCACCGAGGCGCUUCACCUGCGCAGUGGCCUUGCGUACCUUUGCGGAGCAUCUGUGUUCAAAUAAUCACGGCGACAAUUCCAAAAGCGCCUGUCACUCGGCAAGCCAGUUACUGCGAGGGCGCUCGCAAGUGACAAAACGUUUGUCAUCAGUCCAUUGUAAUGGGAAAUCGAUGUAGUGUCUUGUCACCUGCGGCUGUUCAAACAGGUGGGUAGUUUUGAGUGAGUUUGUAUGAGAUGGUGGCGACUCAGCGGCUCACCUUGUCUUGCUUAAGAAUGGUGCAAGGUAGAGGGAAACCAUUUUCUAAUCCAUAGUCAUUUUAUCGAUGAAAUGCCCUUUUUAAGUAAAAAUUUUGGGGAAUUAUAAGAACAGUCGUGGCAAUGGCUAAAGCCAGAAAUGUAUUGGCAAGUCUACUACCCUUGAACAGGAGAUUACGAGAAGAAACAUAGAGGUCAGGGAUAUGAAGUGAAAAAAUUACACAGUGGCGGUGGACUACAAAUUUUAUUGAAAGUUAGAGAGAACAAGUUGUGUCUUUAGUUUAGACUUACAACCAGGGUAGUGGCCUCUUUUAGGCCUCUUUAAAGGCUAAGAGGAACAAACACCAGAAUCGGAGGAUCUCGGAUGCCACGGAGAAGCUUAUGGGGUUAGUAGAGGUAUGCAGGGCUAACGUUGCGAAGGGCUCGGUAGGUGAGAAGCAGAAUUGUGUACUUUGUCCGUGGCUUAUUAGGCAGCUAAUAGAGAACUAGGCAGGUGUGGUGUUAUGUUAUGGUUCUUGCACCAGCUGCAGCCUGUUAGUGCAGCAUUAUUGUGUGCAAAUACAAAUUGGAUGUAAAAAAAUAAUUAUGUUGGUAUAUGGUCAGUUAGCAUGGAAACAUUGAACGGGCACAAGCAUCGUAGAAAAGUAGCUGCAGUGGUUUCUGCCUCGUAAAUGACAGGCGCAAGUCUUCCCAUUAGCGUUCUGCAGAUACAAGUGACCACUGUCAUCCUGCGAUCCACUUUGAAGGUUUUCACGUGUUCGUGUGUGUUCAUGUUUAUGCGGAAAAAUAUAAAUGUAUAUGGGUAAAUAUGGUAUUUAUUUAACGUGAAUAACGUAAAACGUGGUUGAACCGCCUACACCAUGCACAAAAGGCCCGAGGCUAACUUAGCGUGGCCAUUAGAUCCAAGCAGUAAUUGCAGGGAGUCGCUUUUAACGGCAAAAUUCUGAAAAUUUGACAUUCCUGCGGCGGCGAGGUAACCCCCCCCCCCCCCCGCCCAGGCAUGCUGCCGGAGGCGAUCCAGAGGUCGCUGGUUCGAUUUCGCGACGCGGCAGUUGAAAACAACGGGGCAAGUUUCUUUCCAAGCGGAAGUGUAAAACUGAUCAACCGCAGUUAAUCGGUACGUCGCGCGAGCAUUGACAAUUAUUGGAGGCCCUCCCGCCAGCAGGAGCGCAAGUACGCGAUUGUAGGGCUGCACCUUUACCUAAGGUGGCUCCGGCCGUCAUCAGUUUCACUCUUGGUGGAUAGUCGGCACGGCAACGUGUGAACCUGCCUCACUGCUGCGUGCGUGUGACUUUCAGCUGGUACAUCGAACAAAAUAACUCGGCAGCCCGUUAUUAACCUACUGCUACUGCCCUAACACCCUUUUACGGUCAAUGCAUCUCAAGCAUCCAACAUAUAUUUUUAAACACAAAUGGUAGUUACGUUGGAAUAGCUACUGCCCCAAUAACACCGCUUUGAAGCACCAUGCACGAUCGUCCUUGAAGCCUCCAGUCAACUCAUCCCUUGUGCAUGGUGUAGAUGUUUCGUCUGCUAACAAAGUUUGCUGUGAUUUAACAUUGUACAUUUUACACUUGUGGAAAAGAGUCGAUCCAAAAACCGUGUGUCAUCCGUAAUGAAACCGCUGGCUGUAAAUAAAGUGAUGCGGUUUUUUUAAGUUUUAAUGAAA
This is a messenger RNA of Petromyzon marinus (sea lamprey), 5247 nucleotides long. It is a transcript of the gene DNAJC16, whose product is annotated as DnaJ heat shock protein family (Hsp40) member C16. The record is from RefSeq and is a predicted model, not a curated record. Lineage: Eukaryota; Metazoa; Chordata; Hyperoartia; Petromyzontiformes; Petromyzontidae.